AGGCCGCCGCCAUGGAGUGUGAGGUCUGUAUAAAAGACCUAACAUGGGUUGGUAGCAGUAUCCAGUAUCUGAUCGUACUCUGGUCUAUCCAGUUCGGGUUUCCACAACCACCCACCACCACAAACAGCAACGUAGGAGCAUCACAAUGAAAACUUUGGUGUUGUUAGGCUUAGCCACAUUGUUGGUUUUAAGUUCUGCGGCUGAAGAGGAGAAGAAGGCCGAAGAAGUGAAACCAGCAGCUGAACAGGCUGACAAAAAGCAGGAUAAGCGUGGAAUCUUUGAUCACGAUUUCGGUGGCCACGACUUCGGUGAGCAUGAUUUCGGUGGACAUCACUUCGAAAGCGACCAUCAUCAUCAUGUUGACUUGCACCCACAUCACGAGAAGACCCUGACUGUGGUCAAGAAAGUCCCAGUCCCAUACCCAGUAGAGAAGCACAUCCCAUACCCAGUGGAAAAGCACAUCCCAGUCCCAGUUAAGGUUGGAGUGCCAAAACCAUACCCAGUCUACAAGACUGUCCACUACCCAGUCAAGGAAAUCGUGAAAGUGCCGUACCAUGUGCCAGCUCCUUAUCCAGUUGAAAAGAAGGUCCCGGUCCCAGUCCAUGUGCCAGUCGAUCGUCCAGUCCCAGUCAAGGUGUACGUGCCAGCUCCUUACCCAGUAGAGAAGAAGGUCCCAGUCCCAGUUAAGGUCCAUGUCCCAGCUCCAUACCCAGUUGAAAAGAAGGUCCUGGUCCCGGUCAAGGUUCCAGUUCAUGUUGAAAAGCCAUACCCAGUUGAAAAGGUUGUCCACUACCCAGUCCAUGUUCCAGUUGACCGUCCAGUCCCAGUUCAUGUUGAAAAACCAGUCCCAGUCCCAGUCGAAAAGCCAGUCCCAUACCCAGUCUACAAGAAGGUCCCAUACCCAGUCCAUGUCCCAUACGACCGUCCAGUCCCAGUUCAUGUUGACAAGCCAGUGCCAGUCCCAGUCAAGGUCCAUGUGCCACAACCUUACCCAGUUGUCAAACACAUCCCAUACCCAGUCGAGAAGCACGUCCCUUACCCAGUCAAGGUCCCAGUUGAUCGUCCAGUGCCCUACACCGUCGAGAAGCACGUCCCCGUAGAAAUCGAGAAACCAGUACCUUACCCAGUCAAGGUCCCAGUUCAUGUCCCAGUGCAUCACCACGAAGAGCACCACCAUGAAGAAGUCCACCACUUCGAUGAACAUGAUUUCCACCAUGAACAUCACCACUAAGGAAACAAUUGUGAUAAAACCCCAUCCCAUAUAAUAGUAACUUCCUUGUUCCUGCAACUUCCCUAAAAAACAAA
Molecule: messenger RNA, 1305 nt
Organism: Uranotaenia lowii
Lineage: Eukaryota; Metazoa; Arthropoda; Insecta; Diptera; Culicidae
Product: skin secretory protein xP2-like
Exons: 2
Coding region: 146-1231 (361 amino acids)
Source: RefSeq, a predicted model, not a curated record